This is a messenger RNA of Oldenlandia corymbosa var. corymbosa, 486 nucleotides long. The record is from the annotation of a GenBank genome assembly. Lineage: Eukaryota; Viridiplantae; Streptophyta; Magnoliopsida; Gentianales; Rubiaceae.
AUGGCCGAAAAGCCUAGCUCGUCUCUGAAGCUUGCCAAUGUCGAUUCUCCGAUUAAAUCUUUGCCGGAAAACACUGAAGCCCAGCAGCUGCGACAGGUUGAGCCCGCGACUGCGACGGUGAUCGCUAAUGUAAUUGCACCGGAAAAAGCGACUGAGGAAAGCGCUGCAGUAGUGGUGUCUAAUCGUUUUAAUGUUCUGGAAACGAUCAAUGAAAUAGAGGUAGAGGAAACAUAUGUUGAACCUGUUCUGGAGGUUAAGAAGAUGGCUGAAAUCAUAACGGAAUCGGAGAUAGCGACGAGGGUUGCAACAGGGACUGAGGUUGCGACUGGACAAUGUGCUCUGCCUGAUGCGGAGAUUGUUGAACCUGAAACUAUAAUGGCUGAGACGGAUUUCGAUGUCUUAAUUGCAACUUCAAUUGAUACGCUUAUGGAAGAGAUGAUAUUAGAGAAUUUUUCUUCUCUAUCGAAGGGAAUUGAAGAGCCGUAA